GUCAGUUGGAUGGCGCCAGAGUAGCAAACUGCCUACCGAACGCUCAGCAGUACGCGUCAUCGUGCAUUAUUUCAUUCAUUUUUUAAGAUGGUAAGAAGAAAAGGACAAAAUAAAAAAUCAGGAAUGUCCCAAGGUUGGCGCUAUCGUGGCUGCUAGCACAGCAUAAAAAAUCAGGCACCAAGGAAUUCGUGUACUACAACAGAUCAAUUAGUACAAAUAAAGUGUUUUCGGCAGAAGAAGAGAAGACCCUUGGGGAUUACAUCGACUACGCGGCAAAAAAAAUUUCGGAUUAACAGUGGAGGAGGUAAAAAAACUAGCUUACGAGUUUGCGAAGGCUAAGACAUGGGAUGACAUAAGACAUAAAUAUGCAAAGACAUGGGAUGUCACUGAACCCGCAGGAAAAUCGUGGUAAUAUAAUUUUAUUUAAAAAAAUAAACUCUGUUUAAGAAAAUCGCUGGCCACGAGCAUGUCAUGUUCUUUUUGCUUCAACAAACACAAUGUUGGUGUCUUUUUUGAGAAAUUCAAUACAGUCUACACUCGAGAAUCGUUCACUGCUGAUCGAAUUAUCAACUUAGACGGAACAGAAAUUUCUACAGUACACGGUCCAACAAAGGUUGUUGCUUCGAAGGGUUCAAACAACUAAGCAGUGUUACCUAUGGCGAAAGAGUAAUCUUGACAACAGUGAUAGCUGUGGAUGCAAUGGGUUCUUCUAUUCCACCUAACUAUCUGCCUUGAUGAUAAUCCCAGCCUUUGACGAUAGGAGUACCGAUUGUAUUUCCUUACAUGUAUUUAUCGGCGGAGCCCGAGAGAGUUGAAAAUUCUUUGGAGUGGAGAAUUUCGCUAACACAGCCUGUUUUUGAUCUUUUGGAAUAUCGACCCUAAUAACGUUGGCCCAGGCUUCUGACAGAGGAGUGAACAGGUCCGAGCCCGGUGCACUGUCCGUCUGAUUGCGAGACGUGAGCCUCGACUUUACCCAAUGAGGUGUCGUACCUCUCGAGUGACGAUCAACACCAUCAUUUGGUAAACUGUCUCGAACUCAACUUUUCGAGUGGGGCGAGUUCCUCGAACGGGAAUCGCAAUGCUCGGUAUAAGACUCUCUGCAUGAGCGCAAGCGGAUUCGAGACGAGCGAAAAUGGCGAUGGUGUCGUCCAUGGCGAGCUCGCUAACGAGAAUAUGAGCGGCGUCUCUGAUGGGGAACGGAAACGUGAGCUGUCCUGGCGGGGGCAAUUACUACCCGAGCAAGAGUCCGAGCACCUCGAGGGGCUUCUGGAACCUGAAUGUCCUCGACGUUGACGGAGAUAACCUUGUCCGUACCCCGAACGCUACCGCUUCAGCUCCGAAACUUCACUUUGUAAACACUUUAACGCUUCUAUAAGCAUCUUCUCGGUCGGCCGAAUCGGCGUCGACGAGGUUCCGUGAUUCAUCGGAUCGUCGGACAUCCCAGCGGGAUUAAAAAGACGAACGAAGGAAUAAAGCGUGUGGUUACGUUCGCAGAGCAAAACGUAAUGAACUACAUGGAGGAAUGACGGAGCUGUUGCCAUUGAGGGCGCAAAUUUCGUUUCUUUAAAUUUGCUGUAGUAUGAUGAAGCAACUGGCGUUACUACAAGAUGAUCUCAGAGGACGAGAUAACGUAGUGCAAUUUAGUUUUGUUUACAAACAUUAUAAAACUGACUCACAUCCAAUGUGGCCGAUAAAACUUAUAUUCUAAAGAACUAUUCACUGAAUUCACAAAAUAGUUAUUAAUUAUUUGGAAUAAAGAAUUCACGAAAGAUAUUUUAUGAUUCUUUUGACAUUUCCAUUAAUUCAAAUCUUUAUUUACAUCAUCUGAGUUAUCCUUUUUCUCCGAUAAGACAGUUUCUGCUGAUUGUACCUAUAUCUCAUGAGACGAAUGUUUCCCAAAAAAAUUGCAUUAUUUAAUAAGCAUAGACAUUUUACGAUGGAAGUGAAUUUAGUGACUGAUGCCAGAAUUGAUGAAAUUUCAGCAGCAAAUGAACAUAUUCUUUGAGAGUCUGCAAGUACUUGCUGAUCCAUGGUUUGAUAUCCUAACGAGUCUCACGCACUCGGUGGAAACGAAGCGCAAACGAAAUUGGAACGCGUCAAACAAGACACAACUCCAAGAUGGCAAACACGGCUCACCUCGUGUGUCGACAGAGUUCACGCGAUCUGAAGCCGCAGAAGAGCGUAGACAGGUUGGAGAUGAAGGAGAUGCGAAGCCGACUUGUCGUCGAGAAUCAAAAGAGCAGCUCCGCCAUGAGUUAUGGGGCUACAAACGCGGGCUUUGACGACUCCAGCCCAAACACAAAGAACAAGUUGAGUGACGAAGGUGGGGGCAGUAAGCUGGGCAGCACUGAAGUUAAAGCCAUUUUCCGACCGGAAGCUGGGGAAGAUGAGCGAGAAAAUUGGGACAGCAAACUCACGUUUUUACUUGCAACCGUCGGCUACGCUGUGGGGCUUGGAAAUGUUUGGCGGUUUCCAUAUCUGGCCCAAAAAAAUGGAGGAGGGGCCUUUCUGAUCCCCUACUUUGUGAUGCUCGCGAUUGAGGGCAUUCCGAUAUUCUAUCUAGAGCUGGCGAUCGGGCAGCGUCUGCGGAAAGGAGCCAUUGGAGUUUGGAAUCAGGUAUCUCCAUACUUGGCUGGUAUCGGUGUAAGCAGUGCGGUGGUUUCGUUCAACGUCGCACUUUACUACAAUACUAUCAUUGCCUGGUGUCUGUUUUAUUUAGCACAGAGCUUCCAAUCGGAACUUCCCUGGUCGGAGUGUCCGAACAAAUAUUUCCAGAACGGAUCCUACGCUUCAGAACCUGAAUGCUUGAUAAGUGGGCCAACGCAGUAUUUUUGGUACCGUACCACGCUGAUGAUAUCGGAGGAUAUAAAUUCGCCAGAAGUUUUCAACUGGAAAAUAGCACUAGCACUUGUGGUUGCCUGGAUUCUAGUCUACAUGUGUAUGAUCAAGGGCAUCGCAUCAUCUGGAAAGGUAGUCUAUGUAACAGCAACUUUCCCCUACAUGGUCCUGAUAAUAUUCUUCUUUCGUGGAGUAACAUUACCAGGAAUGUCAGAUGGGUUACGUCACCUCUUCACGCCCAAGUGGUGGACGCUUACCGAUCCGGUUGUCUGGUUGGAGGCGGGGACCCAAAUAUUUUUUUCCCUGGGCUUAGCAUUCGGUGGACUCAUCGCUUUUUCCUCGUACAAUCCAGUAAACAACAACUGUUACCGUGAUGCAAUAACGGUCAGCCUCACUAACUGUUUUACCUCCAUGUUUGCCGGCAUCGUAGUUUUCUCAAUUAUAGGUUUUAAGGCCACGAUGGUCUACGAACAAUGCUUAGUUGACAGAAACGCUACUCUGGUCGGUAUUUUUGGGAACCAAGUUGACGUCAAUAAUAUCCCACCACCUGGGGCAUUUAUUAAUGUUCCGAGCGGACACGGAUCUCUUGAUAACAUCAUAAUGCCCGAAUUACCUGUGUGUGAUUUAGAGAAGGAGUUGGAUAAUUCUGCAUCAGGAACCGGAUUGGCAUUCAUCAUCUUCACCGAAGCGAUAAACCAGUUUCCUGGAGCUCAGUUCUGGUCCGUGUUGUUCUUUCUGAUGCUCUUUACCUUAGGUAUCGAUUCCCAGUUUGGAACCCUAGAAGGUGUUGUCACCAGCAUAGUGGAUAUGAAGAUAUUUCCAAACUUGCGAAAAGAAAUUCUGACCGGAGUGAUCUGUCUGGCCUGUUGCAUUAUUUCAAUGGGCUUUGCUCACGGUGCGGGCAGUUAUGUAUUCGUCCUCUUCGACAACUUUAGCGGAAAUUUUCCUCUCCUGAUCAUUGCAUUUUUUGAAUGUAUUGGCGUUUCAUAUGUCUACGGUUUGAAAAGAUUUGCUGACGACAUUGAACUUAUGACGGGCAAUCGUCCAGGUCUAUACUGGCUUAUCUGCUGGAAGUAUCUCAGCCCCUUAGCAAUGUUGAGCAUUCUGGUGGCAUCGUUCGUAGAGAUUGCCGUCGACGGAAGCGGUUAUCCCGCUUGGAUAGCCAGCAAGGGUAUUACCGAAAUUCACGAGUGGCCAUUAUGGGCGUUGUUAUUAAUCGCAUUCCUCAUCUCAGCCUCAGUAUUGUGGAUACCUGGUGUUGCCCUGUGCAGAUACUUUGGUAUCCUGAUAAUAGACGACAAUGAGAAGGCCUGGUUUCCUGCCGCAGAUUUGAAAGAAUUUCACGGAAUCGUACCCCAUGAAGUCACUGCAUCAGAGACGCUGCUUUUCUGCAUUCGGAGUGACGGAAGUGAAGGUCUUUGCUGCCCGACAGGAGGCUCACACGAUGAUGAUGAUGAUCUUACAUAAGUUCUGGGAGAACUGCUCUCGUACAGACUACUCGUGCCUACCAAGUGACUGAAAUCAAUAUCUUGAGAGGGGAAGAUGGAGAAGAUCGGGGUGAAAGAGAGAAAGAGAGAGAGAGGCAGAGAUGUGUCUAGACGAUAUACACGAUCCGGAUAAUACGGAUGAUACAGAUAUGUGAAAGGGAAAAGUUUUGUUACGUUUCAAUUUCCAGUAUCAUACGUGGAAAAAUUCAUUAAUAAGACGAAUAGAAAUAAAAUUAAAUCCUGUAAAGUUUUUGAAAAAAAUUCUAAUACUUUUUCAAAUCCUUGAAAACGUUUCGGAGGAUUCCGGUAAGAACAUGUUGGGAAUUAUUCAAUUAGUUAAACGUAUGACAAAACUGUCCACAAUCGAAUUUGGAAUUCUUUUCUAAUCUUUUUGAGUUCAUUUGACCAGUUUUUCGUGGAAAUCUAAAAAUAAUCUGAGUUUAGAUUAAAACUGAAAUAUCAAACAGAUUUCCAAAGUUGCUUGAAAAAAAUUCUACCUACUUUUGUUCUCAGAUAGGAUCACUCUUUUG
Molecule: messenger RNA, 4855 nt
Organism: Neodiprion virginianus
Lineage: Eukaryota; Metazoa; Arthropoda; Insecta; Hymenoptera; Diprionidae
Product: sodium-dependent neutral amino acid transporter B(0)AT3
Exons: 17
Coding region: 2119-4305 (728 amino acids)
Biological process (GO): sodium ion transmembrane transport
Cellular component (GO): membrane
Source: RefSeq, a predicted model, not a curated record